Paraphaeosphaeria sporulosa is the source of this 1347-nucleotide messenger RNA. RefSeq names its product NAD(P)-binding protein. The record is from RefSeq and is a predicted model, not a curated record. Lineage: Eukaryota; Fungi; Ascomycota; Dothideomycetes; Pleosporales; Didymosphaeriaceae. The transcript has a single exon. Gene Ontology annotation, molecular function: oxidoreductase activity, acting on the CH-OH group of donors, NAD or NADP as acceptor. The coding region runs from base 183 to 1247 and encodes 354 amino acids.
CCACAACACCAGGACGCAAGCGCUCGCACCACCAUCAACGCCAUCCUUUCAACUCUCGAGUGACUAAAUUUCAUAGGCAUACUAGCACCGACCAAACUGCGGUCAAAAGUCGUUCAUCGCACACGACUAGCGCAACACCAUCUUAUUCCAACUCCUCAGCACCACGCUUCUUCAUCACGACCAUGUCCACCAAACCCCUCAUCCUUCUCACCGGCGCAACCGGCCACAUCGGCUUCCGCACGCUCGUCGUUGCCCUCCGUGCAAACUAUGCUGUCCGCGUCGCAAUCCGCAAGCCGGACCAAGAAGCCAAAAUCCGCAAUGCGUCCUCCAUCCAGCCAUACCUCUCCUCCCUCUCAUUUGCCCUCGUCCCCAACAUGGCCGCCCCAUCCGCCUUCUCGUCCGCAAUCAAAGGCGCCACGUACGUGAUCCACGUCGCCUCGCCCAUCCCCAUGAAACCCGACGUCCAAGUGCUGCUCGGCGAGGGCAAGACUUUUCGGGAGGUCAUGUACGAUCCUGCCGUCAAAGGCACGCUGGAGGUGCUGCGCGCGGCGGCUGGAGAGCAGGGCGUGAGGCGCGUUGUCAUCACGGCUUCUGGGAAUAUUCUAGCUUGCACGGUUGGCGUGCCGGAUUGCAAGCCUACAGAUAUCAGGCCAUGUCCUACGGACGAGGAGGCAGAUGCUAUGACAGUCCCAGGCGUGGCUUACAAGACCAGUAAGAUCCUGGCUGUUUCUGCGGCGCAGAAGUUCAUGGAGGAGGAAGAUCGAGGUUUCGACAUGGUUAUUACCUGCCCGGGAUAUGUGCAGGGUGCACACGAGUUGGCUGGUAGUGUGGAGGAGUUGAGGACAAGCACGAGCCAGGCGACGGUCGACAUUGCGACGGGACAGGAGCUAGGGAUGCCCCCUCUUGCGCCGCCGCUGUAUAAUCAGAUCUGGGUGGAGGAUGUGGCGAGGGCGCAUGUGGAGGCGCUGGCGAAUGCGAAUGUGAAGGCGGAUGAUGUUUUGGUGCUGGCGGGGAAUGGCCCGCAUAGCACGAGCUGGGAGGAGGUUGGAAAGAUGGUUGCAGAGAUGUUUGGGAAGGAGGUUGAGGAGGGUGUAUUGAAGCCAAAGAUGGAUCAGAAGGGAUUCAGCAUGCCGUUUGAUGGAAGUGGUACGGAAGAGAAGCUAGGGUUUCAAUUCGCGCCAGCGGAGGUGUGGGUUAAGGAGACUGUCGCUCAGUAUCUCCAGCUCAGAGGCACGGAAACAGCGUAAGAAGUGCUGCAGCGGCGAUCUUGGUUUCUACAGCGACAUGACAGAAGCUAGAGUCGAAAGUUAAACAUGGAACCUCAGCGUAAGACUGAAUGAUGGAAAC